Stylonychia lemnae is the source of this 2721-nucleotide messenger RNA. Lineage: Eukaryota; Ciliophora; Spirotrichea; Sporadotrichida; Oxytrichidae. The record is from the annotation of a GenBank genome assembly.
AUGGAUUCGGAGAAUUAUUACAUUGAGCAGCUUCUUGCCACUGAUGAUAGUGAUUUCAAUGAGCAACAGAACCAAAAGAAACUUGCUGAUCAAGAAAGUAUUAGAUAGCCGCCAAUUGAUGAUAGUAUAUUUCCAUCUCAAAAUAUAAGCCAGCUUGGUGACUACUAAGGAUUUUAACAGGUAAAGUCACCACCCUACACUCAAACAUAAUAAAUCAAUAAACCAAUUGAUACUGCUCCACUAAAUAAAAUAUUAUAUGAAGGCACCUACACAAAAAUAUUUAACCAGUUCAUUAAUGAAGAUGUGAGCAUUCACUUAAAUUGUUUUGAGCAAAUCAAGAUAAAGGGUUAGGCUGCCAUCUAAAAUUUAUUACAGAGCAUGAUACCUAAGUUUAGUAUAUCGUUUUCAAUUCCCAACCAUCAGUCAUAAUAAUAAGUGAUUGGGCAAGAUGUCAAAGCAGAAAUUAGAUUUAUCAAUCCUCAAACAAUGAACAUAAUAAAUGCUAUAAUGAAUAUGAAGUUGCAACCGGCCUAUGACGCAGUUAAUGGAUCAUGGUUCUGUCAAUAAAGUAUUUAUAGCUAGUUCCCAGUUCAGACAUAUUCGAUUCUUAUCGAUCUAACCUUGAUUGUUCCAGAUUUACCUAGUAAGAAGGUCAGAGGCAUGAUCAAUCUUUAUGAGAUACUUCCUAUGCAAUCUCAACCAAUUGUUUGCCUUCAGGUGCCAUUGUCAUCAAGAAAUCCAAUGUACACCUAGGGCAGCAUGACUGAUUAAUUUUAUUUAACAUUCAAUGUUCAACGUUAAAAGGAUGAGUUUCUACUAUCAAACAUCUAGUUUUAAAUUGAGUUUAAAGAUUGCAAUCUUUUCAGUUAAUAGCAGCCAUAACCUAUUAUUUAAAAUUAGUCUCAUCUUCAAAUGCAAUAUCCCAUGUAAAUGGAUGUGCCGAACAUGGAUCCAAGACAAGUUCUCAAAUUCAUGAUGUAUUGUCAGAAUAAUUUCCAACCUAUUUAGUAGGAAAUGAUGCAGUCUCCUCCUCAUAUUCAGCCUUAAUUUGAAGCAGCUUUCCAAGGCGGCAAGUACUAUAGUUAUGGCUAAAACCACGACCAUUCUUAAAGUGCAUAACUGGGUAACUCAGGCUUCAAGACUUCUGCUAGUCCAUUCUAUCCACCAGGCAACCAAUACUUAGACUCAUCUUCAGCUUAUUCAGAUAAUUCAUCUACGAUGUCAAGUUCUUAAUAAUUAGGUUCUAACGAUAAGAUGUUUGAAAAAUAUUUCAAACAACAAUACAAAAGUGCUGGACUAGAAAAGAUCUACUAUAUGAAUCCUAGAGAGUUUGCUAUGAAAAUGGGUUACUAUAUAGACGUUGGAAAUUAACAGCCGACGAACAAUAAUUCUAAUGUGAUGUCUCCAAUAGAUUCUUAAACAGAAUUGAGCUUGUCAUCUAAAAGCUAAAACUCAAGGAAAAAGAAGGAUUCUUCAAAGAAACUUAGUGCACUGGGAUUAAGUUAAAGCUCAAAACAAGGAGAAAAGAAAUCUAGUCCUUCUGGCUCUCAGGUAUCUUCAAACACUGGAAAGAAAAAUAGUAAUAGCAAAACUCCUAAGCCUCUCUAAUAACAACUGCCAAAGCCUUAAUCUACAACUUCAAAGAGCACUGAAAUCCCGCAUAUUAAUAAUAUGCUCGAGUACAUAGUAUCUUAGAAAGGCUCAAGAUUCAUGUAAUAGUUUGUUCAAAAAGCAAAUCUUGAACAAAUAGAAAAUAUAAUAAAGAGGAUUCAAAAUGACCUUGGAAAUUUGAUGAUUGACAAGUAUGGAAACUAUUUUUGUUAAAAUCUGUUGAGAACUGUGAAUCCACAAAACAGACUCAAGAUUAUCAGCUACUUGAGCCCCGAAUUUGUAAAGGUCUCUAAUCACGAUGUAGGAACCCAUUCAAUUUAAAGACUUCUUGAAGUAGUAACCUAACCAGAAGAGAAGGAGGUUAUCUUUAAUGCUAUUAAAAUGGAAAUCGAAAUGAUGGCUCAUCAUCUCAACGGUAACUAUGUCCUAGCUCUAGCACUUUCAAUCCUAGAACAGCCUCAUAUUGAGCAUAUAGUAGAGGUCUUAAUCCCACAUAUUUACGAUCUUAGUGUUAACAAACAAGGCAUUUGUAUUGUUAAUAAGAUGAUCACUCAUACUCAAGUCGCCUCAAAUAUUCAGAAAAUUGUUGAAAUAUUAUCAGAAAAUUUGAUUCAAAUUAUUCAGGAUCCAUUCGGCAAUUACGCAAUCACUCAAGCCCUCUAGACUUGGGACGAGGAGACUUGCAAAGAUAUACUUAAGAAAUUCAAGAAAAAUUUCACCUAGCUUGCAAUUCAGAACUUCUCUCAACAAGUACUCGAAAAAUGUGUUGAAAGAGCAAGCACAACUUUAAUCAAAGAAUUCUUCGAGAUCUUGCAAAGAGAGAACGUGAUGAAAAGUAUGAUGAAGAACAAGCACAGUAUCUUUAUCGUUUAAAAAAUUCAUCAAAGACUGACUACCCAUGAAGACUUAGAGAUGAUGAGGACUUUGAUUCAAAAGAAUAUUUGCUACGUCAAUGAAAAAUUGAUCAAGUCAAAAGGUUUGACUGUAUUCCAAGCUUUUAUUGAGCCUUAAUAGGAAAUACAAUCAAAGACUCCCAUCGCCAGCUUACCAAAUUCUGGAAACCACAGCAGACAGCCUUCAGGGCAGGGCAGUCCUUCACUACUAAAGUGA